UCCUUAAGAGUUUGCUGUUCCCUGUUACUUCAAAAGCAAUAAAUUCUCAACACCUUCAUUUCCACAUAAAACUGAGAAGUAAAACACCAAUUCUCUAUACCUACCUAUUCAGACAAACAUUCUUAUUCAAGACAUCAAACAUCGAUAACCAUGUACGAUAAGAAGAAGGAACGAGGAAGAAGUGCUAAAUGUUUCGUAUGCGUUCUCGCUUCCUUCGUCAUCUUAUGUGCACUUCUACUGCUUUUGGCGUCUAUAAUGCGUGUGAGGGAGCCACGUGCCAAAAUAAGAUCAGCUACGUCCAACAAAAUCACUCACAACGCUUCACCAUCAUCAUCACCUUCCUUCAACGCCACCCUCAUCAUCUUUAUGACCAUCCAAAACCCUAAUUUCGGUGUCUUCACUUACGACAAUAGCAGCAUGAGUGUGCUCUAUGCGGGUGCGAAGAUUGGUGAUACACCCAUCAACGGUGACAAAGUGAGUUUCAGAAAAACCAAACAAAUCAAUGUUACCGUUGAUUUGAGGUCCGCUCAGGUACCCGUCACCGGAAAUUUUUCCGGUGACAUGAAUUCAGGGACGUUGAAUCUCACCAGCUACGCCAAAUUUAGUGGCACGGUUCGUUUUCUGAAGAUUAUGAACGUCAAAAAGAGCAUCGAAAUGGCUUGUGCUAUGAAGCUCAACUUCACCUCCCACCUACUUCAGGAUAUUCAAUGCUAAUAGUAACUUUUUUUUCCUGGUUUGUGACAGUUUUCAUUUUUUUCUUUGCCUUCGUUUUCAUUUCGUUGUCUUAAUUAAGUGCAUUUAAUCUCUUGUUUUUAAUUAUCUUAUUUGCAAUGUU
This is a messenger RNA of Vigna unguiculata (cowpea), 835 nucleotides long. RefSeq names its product Late embryogenesis abundant (LEA) hydroxyproline-rich glycoprotein family. The record is from RefSeq and is a predicted model, not a curated record. Lineage: Eukaryota; Viridiplantae; Streptophyta; Magnoliopsida; Fabales; Fabaceae.